AUGGAGGCGUUGCUGUCCCUCGCCUUCGACAACAUUGCGUCCAAGGAAGCGCAGAAGAUACGGAAGGGGCUGCGGCAGAUUGAGGGCAUGCUGGCUCAGAUCUGCCUGUCGAGCGGGAAGUCCACAUCAUCCAAACCAGGCCAUCGACGGAACCAAUCUGCGAUAAACCUUGGCGAGCAACCGCAGCCAACACCAAAAAAGUUGGGACAAUUGUCAGAAGACCCGGCAUUUAGGGAGUUCUUCCGGUUACAGGAGGGCUUUGAGUGGAAUGUUGCAUUGCGCGUCGCAGACUGCCUCGAGCGACUGUUGGGCAUGACAAGCAGUAAGGACGGUCAAAAUGAUCUCUUGAUCCUCUCUUCGCUCUCCAACCUGCAAGGGCUGCUCCUUCUGCAUCCUCCGUCGCGCACCAUCUUCGGUCGCGAAAACAAGAUGAACCUGCUGCUGGACCUCCUGGACCCGUUCAAUUGCCCGGCGAUCCAAUCCGCGGCCCUCCUUGUUCUCGUCACAGCAUUGCUAGCUACGCCCCAGAACACACGAAUCUUCGAGCAGAUGGACGGUCUGCUUACAGUGACGACCCUGUUCAAGGAUGAGGAUACCACGCAGCAAGUCAAAGUCAAGCUGCUAGAGUUUCUCUACUUCUACCUCAUGCCAGAAACUCCCGUUGAGCCCGCUAGCGCACCAAACACGCGAAGCCCAAGCAAGCUAGUCGGCGUUUUCGAGAGGCGGAGUAGUACAGUACAGGGCGACGAAGGCGGAGGCAACACGAAGAAGAGUAUCCGUACGCAACAGGAAAAGCAGUACGAGCUGAGCAGGUACCUGAACAACGUCGAAGGACUCGUACAAGAUCUGCAAGAGAGCGCGCCCUUCACAAGCGUGGCGGCCCGUUAA
Molecule: messenger RNA, 888 nt
Organism: Didymosphaeria variabile
Lineage: Eukaryota; Fungi; Ascomycota; Dothideomycetes; Pleosporales; Didymosphaeriaceae
Exons: 3
Coding region: 1-888 (295 amino acids)
Source: RefSeq, a predicted model, not a curated record